Rhopalosiphum padi (bird cherry-oat aphid) is the source of this 6230-nucleotide messenger RNA. RefSeq names its product homeobox protein 2-like. The transcript has 7 exons. The record is from RefSeq and is a predicted model, not a curated record. Lineage: Eukaryota; Metazoa; Arthropoda; Insecta; Hemiptera; Aphididae. Gene Ontology annotation, cellular component: nucleus. Bases 547 to 4584 code for a protein of 1345 amino acids.
CGCAGCACCAGCAGAAGACUCGUUUUCAUUAUCGGUUGAUAUUAUUAUUUAGAUAAUAAUAAUAAUAAUAAUAAUAAUAAUAAUAAAAUGUAUUUAAUAUUAUAAUUUUUUUGUGUGCGCACCGCGUCGUGUUUCGUGAUGCUGCCGCCGUGCGUUUUGUAUACCGUACACUGUGAUUAGUGAUUAGUCUUUUGUACGUAUGUGUGUGUGUGACUGCGCGUGUUAUUACUUAUUUUUAAUUGCCACCGCAUUAUUAAUACGGUCCGGUGGACGAACAAACGUUACAUACGCGCGCACACACACGAUCAUAAUUAUUAUAUAAUAUCAUAAUAUACAAUAGUUAUAAUAUAUGUGCACGCACAUAAUAUACGUUUAAUAAGUUUUGACGUUAAUUUUGUACGAUGCUUCGUUGUCCGUGUUUGUGUUUAUCGUGUAGCUGUUGUCGCCGUCUAGUUUAUUUAAUCUCAUAAUUAACCGCGUCACUUGCGAUCCGCGCGUCAUACGUUUGAUAAAAAUGCUCUAGAACCGUCGUUAUAUCGCGUUCAAAUGGAAUCCAUUGGCCGUUCUACUAUCAUGGGCAGUAACACUAACACAACAGUGUCCACCAUUGCCAAUGCUACCUCCUCGGCUGUUGUCGGACUCCUACUGUCACAAGCCAGGCCUUCGGUGGCGACCAUUACGAGCAAUACGAAAACCACUGGGUUGUGUCAUAACGGCAUUCAUAGAAUGCCAUUGCAACACUGCACUAACGGUAGCAACGUCAUACAACAUCACCAAUAUCCUUCUAUACUAGUAGCACCGCCGCCGCCGACUUUAGUACCGUCAUCGUUGAUACAUCCUACUCAGACUGGUGCAAUGUUGCCUGCAUCACCUCAGUUAAUGCUAUCAACGACAACGGUCACGACUUCUGGAGUAAUACCACAGUUUCAACAACACAAUGGACCACAUCAAUUAGUUACUGCUGCUGCAGCACCUGCUUCCGUUGCUCCUAUAGUCAUGCCCACUUCGAAUGUUACCUCUGUUGGCAUGGCGUUGAGUCCUUUUGGUAUAUUGCCACACGAACGUGUGGUACCACACAAUACUCAUCAACGUCAUCAGCACAGAAAAUUACCGUGCCCGCAGUCUUCUAAACCUAUUAUGGACACUAGUGGCGCACAAAUAUUAACUGCACCAGUUAUUAAUUCACAGCGUUUUUACAUUGAACCCACUCACCUCAGCAACAAAAUUAAACAAUACGACAGCAUUCAGCCACAGGCACAACCGCAGCCACAACAACCACAGCCUCAGCAUAGAAUCAAAAUUGUCAAUAGCAUUUCAGAUAAAAGUCUGCCAGUGGUGUCCAGUGCAUACGUUCCACAACCAUAUGAACAACGUUACCAACCAAGAACAGCAUCUCAGCAAGUAGGUUAUUUGUCUGUUAUUACUCGUACAGCAGUACCAACGACCAAUGGUGUGAUGAAUGACAUAACAGCAAACAAUAAUUAUUACCAAGCCCAACCUUUACCAUUACAAUCAAAGACUUCUGAUAAUCAUGACAGACAAUACUACCAUUUCGAUAGUACAGUAUCUGCUAGCCAAACACCUCAACAGCAAUUAGACAAUAUCUUAUUAAUGGGAACUCCAGUCCAACGUGGUGAUCCUAUGCAUAUUGUUAAAAAUUUACAAUCCAUGCAGACUGAUAUUGAUUGUUAUGGUGUUAAAAAAAUGAUUGACCAACAACCUAGGUUAUUGGCUACUGACAAUGGUAAAACAAUUUCACCAACAAAUUUAUUAGGUAAUGGUAACAAAUGUUUAAUUGAGCAUCAGCACCAGCAUCUUCAGCAGUUGCCUAAAUCUGCUGUAAUUGACCCAUCGUCAUCUUACAGUGAUCAAUAUUUUAAUAGACGUCAGCCACCUCCUGCACAUCUUCAUCAGCAUCAUAAUCAACCGCAUUUACAGCAGCAUAUUGUCACUGGUAAUACCAAAAUGUUACCUACGCCUACAUCUUUAACUGUUGUUUCUGCUAAUGGAAAUACAUAUUUAGAUGUACAGCAGCACCAACGCAACCAUCGUUGGAAUUUAGACCAUCAAAAACCACCCAUUGUAUCAACUUCGUCAUGUUUUACGGGAAACAUUUCUUCUGGGGUAUUUCAUCAGCCGCCAUCACUGCAUCAACACCAUCAUCAACAGUAUAAUAAUACAGUUCAAACGUUUAAUGUUCAACCACCACCGACUAGUGUUCAUCAUCAACAUCAACAUAUUUCACAACCAGCCCAUCAUAAUAAUUUUACUGUGUCAUCAGUAAAUCCAACGUAUUACAGUCCUACAACUACAAUGGUUUCAUCUACUGUCACUCCCCUAACCACAACUAGCCCAUCAUUAUCACUGUAUAAUCGAACACAGAGUAAUAAUCAAAGACAACAUAAUAACAUUUUUCAAGACUUCACCAAUAAUUUGCAAGGUGGAAAUUAUGUUUUAAAUGACGAUAACAGAACGUCAUCUUUACCACAUGUUGUCGUCCCAAACAUUGAAGAGGAAUUGAGUCACCUUUGUGAUGACUCCACUACUACUACAACUACUAAUACAACUACUACUACUACUAGGGUUAAACCAUUAAAUAUCAUUACUCAAAAACCUUCAUUUAUUGAUAGUUAUAUCAAGUUUAUACAUGGUGGUACAAGUAUGACUGAAAAACCAGAAGAUGAAUGUAAUGAUAAAUCAAAAAAAUUAUCAACACCACUGACAUCAUCUUCACCAAAACCUAUAUCUAAGCCCUAUGUACCUUUACCGAAACCAAAGAUUUUACCAACAAUUGAACAGACAUCUCGUAAUGGUUCUAGUGAAGAUAUUAAGAAGAUAAAUAAUGUUACAACAACAACAGAUGACGAUCCACGGUACUUUCCAUUGCCUAAAACUUCAUCAUCAAUAGCUGGGAUAAGUGACGACAGAAGUGAUGGUAGUAAUGGUGAAAACAGUUGGUUGUCAGAUGACGAACAUGAUCAAUGGUGGAUAUCUUCGUCAAAAGCAUCUAGUAGUGCAACAGCAACAUCAGUGAUAAAAAAUAAAGUAGAUGUUUUUAACAAAAAAAAAAAUAAUGGCACCGUGAAAAAAAGACGAACAAAUUCUGUUGUACCAAUUAAAAAACAAAAAACAUAUCAUUUACAACAGCCUACAAGACAAUUGUCUCACCGUUUGGCUAAAGAAAAAUCUCAACAAUUGCUUAGCAGUUUAAAUGGUGAAUUGGAUGUAGAUGAUAAUGAUGCUUUAUCAGAUACUGAUUCCGAUGUUGAUCCAGCUUGGAUACCAAAUAAUGACGAUAAUGAUGUAUCUAAAACUUCCAAUUCAAUCAAUAGUCGUCAUAAAAAGUACUCAAAAGAGCAAAAUUCAAAUAUUGGUCAUUCACCAUCAACCUCAUCUUCAAUCAAUAAUAAUAAUAAUGAUAAUGAUCAUCUAGAUGACUCAACAUUAUUUAAGUCUGGUACAUUUGUUGCCCUAAAACGUCAAUUUUUGGAUAAUGUACAUGUGUAUCCGCAACAUUUAUGGAGAGUUGAUGGAAAAUCGUUGUUACAAAAAUUUACACGAUGCAAUGAGAAUAAUAUGUACAAAAGUGUAUCAACUUAUACAGGUUGGAGUCCAUCACAUUAUAAUAUGUACCGUCAAGUUGAUGUUCAAAUUAUUGCAACAGAUAAUGGUGAUAAUGUCAUUCCAAAUAAAUCAUCAACUAUUGAAGUUUUGGUACAAUUAAUAACUGACAAUGACAAAAAACCUGAUCAAAAUAAUUCUAUAGUCAAGACUGUUAGUUCAGCUUAUAACCACAUCUCUAAGCUAAAAGUUGACGCUAUUAAUUCUAAUUUGUCUACAAACUCUUUUGUUGAUGAGCAGAACGUGAUGCUACGUACCAAUUUUGAUGUGUAUAUCCAAUCAUUAGCAUCACAAGCACUGGACUCAAAUUUUCUGGGAGAAAUUUACCGAGAAAAUGAUGAGUACUUUUUAAGCAAUCUCAGUGCUAUUGAAACAGUUACACAAACUUGGAAGCAGACUAUAGCUUCUACAACGUUAAAAGAUUCAGUAACAGAUUUAUCCAAAGUAGAAAAUGUAUGGACACUUAUUGCAAAAUAUCCAAACAUGGAAAUUAAUUCAUUAAAUGAAAAAUCAAGGAAUAACAUGAAUUUGCGCUGCUUAGUAUGUGGCAAUCAGGAAUUUAUGAAGAAACAACAGAAAGAGUUUGUUGAGAUAUGUCUAUCUGGUACAGAGUACAGUUCUCAGACGUUAAAAAAUAUUGAUUCUAAUAUAACAUUUUCUAAGGUUAUGCCAGUAAAGCGAUUUCAUUGCUGUUCUAGCGCUCAGUGCGCAGACAAGUUAACUAUCUUGCAUAGUCUUGAACAUCUUAAAUAUUAUAUUUACAAAGAAUGUUGCAAACGUGUUACCGCUGAAAAUGAAAAUAGCUGUAAUGGUUUAACUCAUGACACUACUACUGUUUUAAAUCGAUUAUUAGCUGAUGAUGAAUGGAUUGAAAAACUGUUUCAUUUGGUAUGUAAUACGUGGUCACAAGCUAAAAGUUUUGUUUCAAAAAACCAAUCAAAUUGCAGAGCAGUUUCAUCUUAGUAAUUUCAUUGGUAUAAUGUAUAUUUUAGGUAUACGAUAUUUUUAAAAAUAUAAUGGUUAACUAUUGAAACAACCAUUGUCAUAUCAUAGUACCAACAGCCUUUGUUAAAUAUUUAGUGCCUUUAUCCAUUUUAUUAUUGCCAUUGUUAAAUUUUGUAUUAUAUCCAAAUUAUUUCUAAAAGGUUACCUUUGUACUUUUGACAGUUAAAUAUUUUAUUUUUAUACAACAUUAUAUAAUUUGUAUUUGUUACUUGUUUUCAUAAACAAAUCAUGUGUUGUCAUAAUUUUAAUAUGCAUAUUUAUGUAUGUGUAUAAAUAUAUAUAUAUGUAUAUUUAUGUAUGUAUGUAUGUAUGUAUAUGUUAACAUAAAAGACUGUUUACUUGUCAUAACCAGUGGCGCAAUUUCAAUAAAAUAAAUUUGGGUGUGAUAAGCAUCCUUAAGCACCCCAGGUUGCGCCUAUGGUCGUAAUCAUGAAGUAAUUGAUGUACUUUGGUAUUUAAUUAUAUUACUGUACUGUGUUAGUUUAAGAACAUUGACUCAAAUUUAUAGUGAAUUUGUAUCUUGAUACAAUUUAAUUUUUAAAAAUUAAAUUAUAAUUAUAAAUAUUUAUUUUAGUACUUUUUGUUUUUAAAAUUUUACAAUUUCACUUUUAUUUUACAUUGUCACACAUUCAUUGAUGUAUGAAAAACAUAUUUUUGUCAUAUAAAUAGUAUUAUAUAUUGAUAAGUUAAUAUAAAUAUAUGUUGGGGGAUUGUCCCACAAUAUUUAUAUUAAAUUACAAAUGUCAUUUAAAUUUUAUUUCAGAUUCUGACUAUACCCUAUUAAAUAUAGACAUUCUCCACAGCAGACUUUUAUUCCAGUUAUAAUUAAAAUAGGCUCUGUAAGAAUUACAGAUUGGUCAUCUGACUGGAGUCUUAGAAAAAUGGGUUACUACUGAGUAUAUUUCUUAACUUGCAUAGAUUUUAGUUGCCAUUUUAUGUAUAUAAAUAAUAAGCAUUAUGCUUAUCUUCCACAAUAGUGGAAGAGGCAGCUUUGAACCAUCCACAUUGUUCUGUGGCCUAGCUUAAUAUUAAACACAAUAUAAAUUAAUUUUUACUUAUUGAUACAAAAUUUUUAUAUUCUUUAAUCUUUAGUAAAAAUGAUAUAUAACUAUUUAUUGACAAAAAUUAAGCUGAUGUAUUUAUGUGACUUUACCUGUCAAACAAUUUAGGUACAGAUGUAACGCUAAAUUUAACCAUAAAUAUGUAUUUAAAUUUAUAUUAACGAAAUAAUUAAAUAAAAAUUGUAAACGUUCACUAUUAGGUUAAACAAGUGAAUGGACUUUAAUGUUAACAGUUGACAAACACAUAAUAUGUAUAUAGAAUAUAUAUUUGCAUAAAAAAAUAUUAAUUGAAAUAUAUAAGUUAUAAAAAACUCAAAUGUAUUUUUUAUUAUCUUAUAGAUUAUGUUUAUAUAGUUAAAAACUUUUAUACUAAAAAAAAAACCAUAAGAAGACAUACUUGCAUGUAUUUACUCUGUCUUAUUACACCUAAUAUAGCAAAUUGUACGGCGUACGCUCUGAAUGAACUAUUCAAUUCUGUUAUGUUGAAUAUUUGAGAGAAUCGACCUCUUAUUAAAUUUAAAAGUAAAAAUAUUAUCUAAUGAA